Vitis vinifera (wine grape) is the source of this 1494-nucleotide messenger RNA. Its product is annotated as ferritin-4, chloroplastic. The coding region runs from base 16 to 1074 and encodes 352 amino acids. NCBI's taxonomy places the organism in Eukaryota, Viridiplantae, Streptophyta, Magnoliopsida, Vitales, Vitaceae. The transcript has 8 exons. Gene Ontology annotation, biological process: intracellular iron ion homeostasis; iron ion transport. Gene Ontology annotation, cellular component: cytoplasm. Gene Ontology annotation, molecular function: ferrous iron binding; ferric iron binding. The record is from RefSeq and is a predicted model, not a curated record.
GACCCAAAACUCUAGAUGUGGAGUAAAACCGUAUUUGGAUCGCUACGUGAAGCAGAUAUUUGGUCAGAUUCCAUGGCAUCUUGGAUAAACCACGAGCUCGCCACACGCCCUCUACACGUGGUGCAACCUCCUCCCUCCACCUCUGUUCUCAUCCUACGCUCCAAAAUGAGCCCCAUCAGAAUGGAACUCUCUCAAAGGGAGCUUAUAUUAUAUCAUCAGCCUCUUCAUCACUUCACCUCUCAUCUGCAUCUUUCUCAUCUUGUCUUCAUUUCUGUGAUAGAAUUAGCCAUGCUUGUGGGAGGUGUUUCAGUUGUUUCUCUCUUAGGGUCGUCAGGGGAGGGUCUUGGAAGUCCUCUUUUUGGUAGCUUCGGCUCUUCUUCCUCUUGUACUUCUCGGUGGCUGAGGAGAAGAGGGAAUAAUGGAUUGGUGGUGAGGGGAUCAGGAGAGAGAAGUAAUGAGUUGUCGACUAGUAGAGUGGUAUUUCAGCCGUUUGAAGAGUUGAAGAAGGAGGAUUUUCUUGUUCCGAUUUCUCCUCAACAUUCGCUUGCUCGCCAAGGCUAUUCCGAGGAGUGUGAAGCAGCCAUUAAUGAACAAAUCAAUGUGAAAUACAAUGUGUCUUAUGUGUAUCAUUCAAUGUUUGCAUACUUCGACAGGGACAACAUUGCUCUCACGGGCCUUGCCAAAUUCUUCAAGGAGUCGAGUGAAGAAGAAAGACAGCAUGCUGAGAAGCUGAUGGAAUACCAGAACAAAAGAGGAGGAAAAGUAAAGCUACAUCCUAUCCUGAUGACCCCUUCAGAGUUUGAUCAUGCUGAGAAGGGAGAUGCAUUGUACUCUAUGGAGCUAGCAUUGUCAAUGGAGAAGUUAACAAAUGAGAAACUCCUGCUCCUGCACAGUGUGGCAGAUCGAAACAAUGAUCCCCAGUUGACAGAUUUUAUUGAGAGCGAGUUUUUGACAGAGCAGGUUGAAGCCAUCAAGAAGAUCUCAGAAUAUGUUGCCCAACUGAGAAGGGUUGGAAAGGGACAUGGAGUGUGGCACUUCGAUCAAAUGCUCCUCGAAGAGGGUGGUGCAGCAUGAUGAAGCCUCAUAGUGUCAGUUCUCUUUCUUGGUCAGUCUUAGAUUUCAGGAGUGGCUUUCAGCAGUGUGGCACUUCACAUAUGGAGUUAUUUACAGUAUUGUCAUCUGCAGAAAUAUGCAUUGCUCUUUUGACAAAGGAGAGAAUGUUCUUGAAUUCAGAGAGAAUAGAAUGAUUGUUGUCAUUAAUAGAUGAAAAAUAUUAGUAUAAAAUAAAGCUGUUAGUUGCAUUGCUUUCACCUAGUAGAGAAAAUAUUCAAUCAAAGUUUCAGUUGCAAGCUCGACGGGCUUUUCGCUUCUGAUAGUUUAUGGGAACAAUAAAAGAGUUUAAGCAUCUUAGAAUGAUGCUCCAUACUCCUACUCCUAUUUGCCCAUGAAUUGUAUCAACUAUUUUUAUAAAUGCCAAAUUUGAUUAGAAGAUAA